Molecule: messenger RNA, 969 nt
Organism: Suillus discolor
Lineage: Eukaryota; Fungi; Basidiomycota; Agaricomycetes; Boletales; Suillaceae
Exons: 3
Coding region: 1-969 (322 amino acids)
Source: RefSeq, a predicted model, not a curated record
AUGGAUCCACAAAAUCCAGAUGACCAGUAUCGUCUAACACUCCUGGCAAUUAUCGAGGCCAUCCUCCGCCUUGAAAAGUUAGACCACCGCCUUGACAAGUUAGAGCGCCGCCUUGACGCGUCAGACCAUAGUGUGCGUGACGCAAUGCAGGAGAUCCGCAGCAUCAAGAAUCUUGCUGGCUACCACCGGUUAGGUCUCAUAAUGGAGCAUUCGGGUGGACGUGAUGGCACCGUUGACUCUAAAGCUGGAGUCAAUGACCUCAAUGCCACAUCGCUUGGGUCUUGGCAUGAUAGCCAAAUUGCAGCAUCCCAUGGAACAUCGUCCGGGGUCAUCGAAUCGCUGUCAGGGGGUACAACAGGCUUAUUGUCUUACGGCGCUCGCAGUUCUCCUAUCACAUUUAAGCAUGUGGGUGGACGUGAUGGCAUCGUUGGCUCCCAAGCUCAACUGAAUAGCCUCAAUGCUAUUCCACUAUUUAUACCCUCGCACGGCCCCUACCUCGUGCCACAGCCUGCACCCCAUGAAGUAUCGUACGGGGUCACUGGAUCGGUGUCAGAGGAUACAGAGGGCUUAUUGCUCAACGGCACCCUUGGGUUUGCCAACAAUGUAACCCAUCUGGGCUUGCCGGUAUCCUAUGACAUGGAUGGCAUCGUCGAUUCCCAAGCUGGAAUCAAUAGCCUCGAUGCUGUUCUACCAUCUAUAUCCUCGCACGACCCCUACUUCGUGCCACAGCCUGCACCCCAUGAAGUUGGUUCUGUUGUGCAAAUUAGCCAAACAAAGGUCAAAGUAAACCGCCCCAAAGUAAAAUGCCCCAGGGACAAGUGUCCGAAAUUCAUAAGCGAGGAUGGCCUCACUCGUCACAUUAACGAGGUGCAUGAGAAGAAGGUUGUGACUGUCUGUCCAGGAUGCAAAAAGGCUUUCACGCGCAUGAAUGUGAUGACGCACCAUGUGUGUCCUUUUGGAGGAUCCUAG